AUGGGUUCUUCCGACUCUCCCUACCAGUGACACCUGGGCCACUGCUGUUAGAUAAUUUAAUAAGUCAGUCUGAAGUGAUUGCAAAAUAUCAAGAGACAAUAUGAGCUGUCUGGAUGACGUACCUUUUAAAAUGUCCAAGAGCUUUGAAGAUGACUCUGCUGAAGGCACCAACUUAAUCAGUUUAGCCGACUUUGAUAUUCCUGACUGCACUGAGAUCCUAAUGUGCACAAUGCAUGAUUUCUCAUUAGAAAAAAAGGUGCUUUACUGGAUUGAGGCUGCUUCUGGGCAAGAAACUCCCUGGUAUGAAGUUACUACUGACGUUGUGCCAACAGCUCCACCUUGCUGGCUGCUUUUGAUUGAUCCUAAAGAAAACGAUGUCAUCAAUACACAAAACGAGGAAACAACUAGUGGGAAAGCAAAGGAUAGUGUGACACACACAGCCUCUGUUCGGAGAUGUGUAAGUCUAAGUGCUGCUGAUCUGAAAUAUGGCCCUCCUCUGCUCAGAGGUGCAUCAUCUGAGAUGGAAAGUGAGGACUGGUACUCUGAAAAGAAUGAGUAUUCUGAGGACGAUGAGUAUUCCUCUACUACUGGUGAAGAAAGCAACAAAGAAGAAGAAAACAUUUUGGACAACAAAUUUGUUGAAAGCAUCAUGCCUCAGUAUUCCCAAGUUCACCAGUUUAGGCCAAGGACUUCUCCAGUAUUGCUAGAUCCACCUUCUGAAAACUGCUGCUACGAGCCAGUUACCACAAAUCUGAUCAAGCAGAGAAGAUCCAUGAUUUUAUUUAAUAAUAUGAAGAAUGAGUUGGAAGAAGCCAAAAAGAAGUUAACUGCUCUAGUGCAUCCUUUAAAUAGAUCGUCUGUUGAAAGGAAACUGGCUCCAAGACCCUUUUCUCUUUACCAGCGCUCUCGAAGUAGCAGAAAUCUUAGAUAUGGACCUGCCUCGGAUGUAUCCUUCAUGGGAACUUUAACCCCAACACCUCCACCUACCCCUUGCUGCAGUCCCAGGACACCUGCUGCUGCUAGAUCAAUACCUCCAAUAAGAAACCAUAAACCCACCGUUGCGUCCCUCAGCCCCUAUUCCUGCCUUCCACCCCCUUCUGCGGCUCUGCAACAUCCAAGUUCCCACAGAACUCAUCCAGAUUCAACAGCUGACCUCCUCUCGGCAUUAAGCCAAGAGGAACGUGACCUUAUUGAGCCAGUUAUAGCCUUGGGUUAUCCGAUACGCAGAGCAAUCCUCGCCCUCCAGAAGACUGGAAGACAAAGUUUAGGUCAGUUUCUCAGUUACCUUAGUGCCUGCGACAGGUUGCUGAAACAGGGCUACGAAGAGGGGCAGGUGGAAGAGGCAAUGGAAAUGUUCCAGUACGCGGAAAAGAAGGCAGCUGAAUUCCUGCAUCUUUUAGUGCAAUUUAAGGAUAUGGGUUUCCAGCAAGCUGAAAUCAAAGAGGUUCUUCUGCUUUAUGAGAAUCACAGAGAUAAGGCACUAGAAGAGCUGAUGACACGAACACAAUGACCAAAUCUCUGGAAUUUCCAUGAAAUUUGGAAGAGAACUGAAGGAAUGAUUCUGCUCUGUGACCAAUUGAAGGAAGUGUGGAGAAGUGGCACAGUUCCAGAAGGUGGGAAGCAGUGGCUCAAAUAAUCAAGUUAAUGCACAGUCUUCAAGAUCUGGAAAAUUUGGAUGUAGGUUUUUUUCUGGUGUAACUGACAUACAAAGAAUGUAACUGAUCCAAAUCA
Messenger RNA from Gopherus evgoodei (Goodes thornscrub tortoise), 1731 nucleotides. RefSeq names its product ubiquitin associated protein 1 like (gene UBAP1L). The coding region runs from base 101 to 1510 and encodes 469 amino acids. NCBI's taxonomy places the organism in Eukaryota, Metazoa, Chordata, Testudines, Testudinidae. Gene Ontology annotation, biological process: ubiquitin-dependent protein catabolic process via the multivesicular body sorting pathway. The transcript is spliced from 7 exons. The record is from RefSeq and is a predicted model, not a curated record. Gene Ontology annotation, cellular component: ESCRT I complex. Gene Ontology annotation, molecular function: ubiquitin binding.